AUGGUUAAAAAGUCCUUCUUGCUAGCUGCUAUCGCUACUACUUUCUCUGCUCUUACGCACACUGUCCUGGCUGAUAGUGAUGUUCUCUCCUUGACUGAUAAAACCUUUGAUCAAAGCGUCUUGGGUCAAGACCUUAUGCUCGUCGAAUUCUUUGCUCCUUGGUGUGGUCACUGCAAAGCUUUGGCUCCUGAAUAUGAAAAAGCUGCUACAACACUCAAGAGCAAAAACAUUCCUCUUGCCAAGGUUGACUGUACCGAAAAUGAGGAUCUCUGUCAAAAGCACGAUGUUCGUGGCUACCCUACGUUGAAGGUCUUUAGAAAAGGUGAAGCUGCCGAAUAUAAAGGCGCUCGUAAGGCAGACGGCAUCGUCAGUUAUAUGGAAAAGCAAGCUUUACCUUCUGUCACUGAAGUCACUGCCAGCAACUUUGAUGAAUUCAAAAAGACAGACCGCGUUGUCAUUAUCGCUUAUGCUAAAGAUGACGCCUCCAAGGAAACCUUCCAGACUCUUGCUGACAAGAACCGUGAAAACUUUGUCUUUGGUCUUGUCACUGAUGAAGCUGUUGCCAAGGAACAUAAAGUCACCGAAUUUCCCUCUCUUGUAGUCUAUACCCAAUUCGAUGAUGAAAGCACCUUCACCAAGCCAGGUGAAUUCAAGUAUGAUGAACUUUUAGAAUUUAUCAAGGUCAACUCUGUUCCUCUUUUGGACGAAAUCGAUGCUUCCAACUUCCAAACCUACGCCGAAACCGGUUUACCUAUCGCUUAUCUCUUCCACGAUAAUGAAGAAUCCAAGAAUACGAUCGUCAAGGAAGCCAAAGCUUUGGCCGAGAAAUACAAGGGAAAGAUCAACUUUGUCCAUAUCGAUGCUAAAAAGUAUGGUGGUCACGCUGACAAUGUUGGAUUGAAGCAACAGUUCCCUGCUUUCUCUAUCCAGCACUUGGACAAUGGCGCCAAGUUCCCUCUCGACCAAACCUUGGCUGUAACUCGUGAAAACUUGGAACGCUUCGUUGAUGAUUACGUUGCUGGUAAAAUCAAGCCUCACGUCAAAUCUGCUGAGCCUCCUGCUGAAAACAAUGGUCCUGUCAAGGUUGUCGUUGCCUCUCAAUUCAAGGAUAUCGUUCUCGACAAGUCCAAGGAUGUCUUCCUCGAAGUCUAUGCUCCAUGGUGUGGAUACUGUAAGAAAUUGGAACCCAUUUGGACUCAAUUGGGUCAAGUUGUCUCUCAAAACGCCGCUGACUCUGUUGUCAUUGCCAAGAUGGACGGUACUGAAAAUGAUAUUCCUGAAGAAGGUGGAUUUGAUGUCACCGGAUUCCCUACUUUGAAAUUCUUCCAAGCCGAAACCAACAAGUUGAUCGAUUAUGAAGGUGAUCGUUCUAUGGAAGAUCUCGUCAAGUUUUUGAAUGAACACAACAGUAAAGGACUCAAGUUUGAAGUUCCUGAAGAAAAGAAGGAAGAAGAAAAGAAGGACGAAAAGAAGGAUGAUGAAGCCACUAGUGCUCAUGAUGAAUUGUAA
Molecule: messenger RNA, 1509 nt
Organism: Rhizopus microsporus ATCC 52813
Lineage: Eukaryota; Fungi; Mucoromycota; Mucoromycetes; Mucorales; Rhizopodaceae
Product: protein disulfide isomerase
Exons: 2
Coding region: 1-1509 (502 amino acids)
Biological process (GO): protein folding; response to endoplasmic reticulum stress
Cellular component (GO): endoplasmic reticulum
Molecular function (GO): protein disulfide isomerase activity
Source: RefSeq, a predicted model, not a curated record